GGGCACGGCGCGGGCCUUUUCCAAAUAGACGGCGAGCGGUGGCGGCGACACCGGGCUUCCCGCUUGUGGGCGGCGGCGACGACGACACUGAGUUUCCCGCUUGUGGGCGUCCGCUGGAAACCAAAGGGAAGCGACACGGCGGCUUGUUGAUCACCGUAAAGCGGUGGGUGGAGGCGUUUCCUCAGACUCCAGCGGGGCGGGGCAGCGGCGGCUGUGUUGCAGCUGGUGAUUUUUUAUAUUUAAAACAAUUAAAGCGAUGGCGGCUGCGGCGGCGCCCGGGCCGUCGGUGUCGGUGUCGGAGCUAAGAUGGCGGGCGGCCUGGUGCCCCGGAGCGGGAGUCCGCCGCUAGAGCCGCACUGACAGGCCGGCGCCCGGGACAGGAUGGUGACGCUGUCGCGGCGGCUGCCUUCCUAGAUGAUCGUAGCGGCCUGGACCAUAUUCCACGCCACUCGGAGCCUGGUGCGAGGGUUUCUCCUUUCCCGAGAGCCGCCCGGCGCUGCAGGCCGCAUGGGGAACAGCUGCGUGUGUCGGGAGGACAGCGACGCCGGCGAGAACGCGGCGCCCCCGGCCCAGCGCUGUCACCAGCCGCCCCCUCCUCCGCCGCCAUCCUCGUCCUCUUCUCAUCAUCGCCAACAUCACCACCCCCUUCACCAGCAUCACAACAACGCCGAGGGCGAGCCUAGGAGCCGCUCCCGGGAGCCGGCGAGGCCGCCCAGGAGGGGUCGGGGGCCCCACGAACCUCGCAGGAAGAAGCAGAACGUGGACUGCCUGGUGCUGGACACGCUGGCUGUCAUUCGCACACUGGUGGAUAAUGAUCAAGAGCCUCCAUAUUCAAUGAUCACCUUGCAUGAGAUGGCAGAAACAGAUGAAGGCUGGCUGGAAGUGGUGCAGUCGCUAAUCAGAGUUAUCCCUCUAGAAGAUCCAUUAGGGCCAGCUGUCAUUACAUUGCUGCUUGAUGAGUGUCCACUGCCAACCAAAGAUGCAUUACAAAAACUAUCAGAAAUGUUGAAUUUAAGUGCAUCUUUAGCAAAACAGGAUGCUUGCAAUCCAGCUAAACAUCGCAACACCACUGCCGUACUGGGAUGUCUGGCUGAAAAGCUUGCAGGUCCUGCCAGCAUUGGUCUUCUCAGCCCAGGCACCUUAGAAUAUUUACUGGAAAGUUUGAGUGUACAGUCUCACCCCAUGGUCAUGCUUUUCUCUCUUAUUGCCUUGGAAAAGUUUGCACAAACAAGUGAAAAUAAAUUAACCGUCUCUGAAUCGUAUAUUAGUGAUCAACUACUAUUGUUGGAGUCAUGGGUAAAUCACAGAGAUUACCUUAAACGCCAAGUUGGCUUCUGUGCACAGUGGAGUCUGGAUAAUUUAUUUUUGAAAUCGAAAAGGCAAUUCACUUAUGAGAAGGUAAAUCUCAGCCACAUUAAUGCCAUGUUGAAUAGCAACGAUGUUAGUGAAUACCUCAAAAUAUCACCAGAUGGACUAGAGGCUCGCUGUGAUGCAUCCUCAUUUGAGAGUGUCCGGUGUACUUUCUGUGUGGACUCUGGCGUAUGGUACUAUGAAGUUACUGUAAUUACCUCUGGCGUAAUGCAGAUUGGUUGGGCAACUAAGGAUAGCAAAUUUCUUAAUCAUGAGGGUUAUGGAAUUGGAGAUGAUGAAUACUCUUGUGCAUAUGAUGGCUGCCGGCAGCUAAUUUGGUACAAUGCCAGAAGUGAACCACACAUACACCCAUGUUGGAAAGAAGGGGACACAAUAGGAUUUCUCUUGGAUUUAAAUAAGAAGUUGAUGAUUUUCUAUCUUAAUGGAAACCAACUACCCCCAGAGAAGCAAGUCUUUUCGUCUGCCACAUCGGGCUUUUUUGCUGCUGCUAGUUUCAUGUCCUAUCAACAGUGUGAGUUUAAUUUUGGAGCAAAACCAUUUAAGUAUCCUCCAAAUGUCAAAUUAAGCACAUUUAAUGAAUAUGCCUGUUUGAGUCCAGAAGAGAAAAUAAUACUUCCAAGGCACAGAAGACUUGCUUUAUUGAAACAAGUGAGCAUAAGGGAAAACUGCUGCACCCUCUGCUGUGAUGAGAUGGCUGACACAGAACUAAAACCUUGUGGACAUAGUGACCUUUGCAUGGAAUGUGCCUUGCAGCUGGACACCUGUCCCUUGUGCCGUCAAGAAAUAAAGACCCGUGCCAGGCUGAUCUCGCACAUCUCCUGAAUUUUUCACUUUCAGAAUUGUUCUGAUCACCAUCAUCAUUACCAUCAUCAUUAAUACCACGUGCUAUCGAGCUGGGACAUGAACCUUACAAAAUGCAAUGGGUGUGGAUGAUCGUAUUAGUUGAAGGAGCCUAACUUGGCACAACUUCAGUGGAACAACUUCAACAAGGUUGAUUAUGUGCAUGAAUAUAUUGCACCUACGUGGCUGAAUUAUAGCACUGCAUUGGUGACCCAGGUUGGCCAAUGAGGGAAAUGAUGAAAUGGUAUACGACAACAGUAGCGUGUUACUAUGAAGUUGGGAUGAAGUACAUUUGUUAAGGAAGAGGGACAUUGUUGGAUCAGUGUAGAGAAAUUUAUACUGUUUUUAACAUAUCUUGCCUGAAUGCUUGACAUGGACAUCAGCAAUGAACAUCCCUCAUCUUCAUAAGUCCAAAACAAAAUUGAUUUUCAAGAUGCAAGUUCCAGCUUGUUUCAAGAAUUAAGAGGUUUAUUUGUUGUUUUUUUCCCCCCUUCUGGCUGCAAGACGAUAAUGCUUUCUACGCUGUAUUUUUAUUCAGCAUCUGUAGCUCUCGGGCUACGGAAGAUUCCGAAGGAUAUAUGCAACAAUGUUUGAAUAAUGGAAUUUUCAUCUUUACACUAUUACCUGUAUGCAGAAAUGUUUACUUUUGUAGGCAGUGUUUCAUGAGGGCCCAGGCAUGACAAGAGUAACAAUAUCAACAUUCGCUGGAUAAAUAAUACAGAGGAAACUGAACUCAACUCUGAUUUGCCAAAUUAGUUGGUAGAAUCUGCGAUACGAUGAUUCCAAAGAACAUUUUUUUUUAAACAAAACAUCUUUAGUAAUUAACAUAUUUCACAAAUUUUGUUUUGAACGCAUUUGUAAUCCAUCCACAAAAACCAAGCCUCGUGGAUAGCAAGAUUAUAAAUUAUUUAUUUAAUACAGUACAUGUUUUACAGAUCCAAGAUGUUGUCAUCCACCUUUGUCCUUAAUGAUUGCAUUAACCACAUUUUGUAAUGCAAUAGAUUUCCGCCUUCUCCUCCUAAUUUUGUAUCGGACCAGAAAUGCACGUGCUGAUGACUUAAUUAUGAAACUUUGGUAUUUUGAAUUUGGUGUAGUUGAAAGGAUUCUCACAACUGGAUAAAUCAACAUGUGCUACAAAGUUUAUAUGAAGCAGUUUGGAAGUAAUUGUUGAAUUAAUGGGCUUGAAAACGGCACCAAUGCUACUUUGAAAUGAUUUGGUCGGUCAUGUUUUAAAUGGUGACCUGAUCAUACUGUACUGCAUUAAAAGUACUGUGGAAAAUCUCACUACAUUCCUAUUUACUGCUGUACAAAAACACACAAAAUAAAAAUGGUAUUCUUUGCCCAGUAUCAAACACCAGAACAAUUGGUGUUUCAGAAUUAUUUGCAUAAUAAAAUUUGAAUAUUUAAAGAC
Messenger RNA from Leucoraja erinaceus (little skate), 3622 nucleotides. It is a transcript of the gene rspry1, whose product is annotated as ring finger and SPRY domain containing 1. The coding region runs from base 415 to 2193 and encodes 592 amino acids. Gene Ontology annotation, cellular component: cytoplasm. Gene Ontology annotation, molecular function: protein binding; ubiquitin-protein transferase activity. NCBI's taxonomy places the organism in Eukaryota, Metazoa, Chordata, Chondrichthyes, Rajiformes, Rajidae. The transcript is spliced from 14 exons. The record is from RefSeq and is a predicted model, not a curated record.